AUGGUCACCACAAGAAGCAAGAAAGCGGAGGAUGCACAGCAGCAACAGCCGGAGAAUGAUGCAUCUCAGCAACAGCCAAGUCUACGUCUGUAUCGAGGCAAUUGCCAUUGCGGAUCCUUCGUUUACGAAGCUGAGUUACCGGAGAUCAAGUCGGCGAUGGAAUGCAACUGUAGCAUCUGCCACAAGAAAGGGUACCUCUGGGUCUUUCCCACAGAAGGCAGCAAGUUCGAUAUUGUCAAAGGCGACAAGGACGCUCUUUCGAAAUACACCUUCGGCGCGAAGAAGCUUGCUCACAAGGUACAGAUUGGCGACGAAUGCAUCGACGUGUUUGAGUUGGAGAAGCAACCGUAUGAUGGUGCCGCCCUCGGAGACAAAUAUGAAUCUCCUGAGCACAGCGGGCCGCUGCCUCCUGCCAUCGACGGCAGCAAGCUCUACACUGGCUCUUGUCAUUGCGGCGCAGUUACCCUAGCUUUCAUGAGUGAGCCGCUGGAUGGAACAAAUGACAACGAAACAGCCGAGUGCAACUGCAGUAUUUGUGUGAGAAAUGCCUACCGAUGGAUCUACCCGAAGAAGGAACGAGUAGUCCUCCACGCCAGCGAACCCUCCAACAUCGGCCGAUACAGCUUCUCGCGUCACGUCCUCAACAAGACAUUCUGCAAGAUAUGCGGUGUGUGCAUGACUAACGAGUACAAACAUCUCUCCGAUGAGGAGCGAAAGGCUGUCGGAGCAGUGCCAGCCGAUGGAUUUGGCGAGCGCAUAAAGGCUGGACACCCGGUGAAUCUACGUGUCCUGCCCGACGUGGACUUGAAGAAGAUGAAGCCCCCAGUCUUGAAGGAUGGUGCCAACAAGAUCUCGCCGCCUUACAAGAACCCUUAG
Molecule: messenger RNA, 876 nt
Organism: Colletotrichum chrysophilum
Lineage: Eukaryota; Fungi; Ascomycota; Sordariomycetes; Glomerellales; Glomerellaceae
Exons: 4
Coding region: 1-876 (291 amino acids)
Molecular function (GO): carbon-sulfur lyase activity
Source: RefSeq, a predicted model, not a curated record